Molecule: messenger RNA, 2312 nt
Organism: Microcebus murinus (gray mouse lemur)
Lineage: Eukaryota; Metazoa; Chordata; Mammalia; Primates; Cheirogaleidae
Gene: C19H16orf82
Product: chromosome 19 C16orf82 homolog
Source: RefSeq, a predicted model, not a curated record
CUGGUGCUGGGACAGCAUUGUUCUCCCUCCCUCCCUGCCCCCCGCCUCACAGACCCCAUCACCAUGGGAACUGAGCCAGCCAAUCAGAACACCCAGUUUUCAAAGGGCAGCCUUAUAAAUUGAGUCACCUCCCCCCAGACAGGCCACAAGCACCAUUCAGAGGCCUCCCAGGGCCCCCUCCUCCUGGAUAAACCAAUUCCUUUGCCCCCCAUUUUCCUCAAGGGAGAAAAGGGGGAGUCUUCUGCCCAGAAUGCUCAGGGACAAGUGCGGAGCCUAGAGUCACCCAGCUUAGCGCUCCAAACCCACGCGCAGCCACACCAUGCAGGAGCGACUGAGGAGCCCCUGAGAGUUUCGUGUAGUAACCUGGGGAACGCCUGGAGCAGCGAGAGCCAUGCGUUGGGCACGCGACACCCCAGCCUGGAGCAAUGCAGUCUCGCCAGCCUGCUGAGCAGCGGGUACUCGGGCGACGAGGAGAACAGUGAGGUCAGCUUAGUGGGCAGUCAUCGGACCAUCCGGCUGAACAAAAGGCCCAACCCCCAGGUGCCCGUCACGCAGAACAGCCAGGUGUCCUACGCAUACUCCCCCAGCCACUUAAAGAGCCAGCGGUCCAGCCAGGCCCGCAGCGCCAAGCACCCUGGAGGGGAAGAGUGAGCCCAGCCUGCCGUGCGGCGGCGGCAGCAGCAGCAGCCUGCCCAGCCUCAGCUUCGUCAGCCUGGGCAGCAGCGCUCUGACCUUCCAGGUGAGCAGCGGGCUGUUCUCUACCCCCAGCAGCCUUCCCUCCACCCAGGCCAGCAGCCGCCAGAGCAUCGGGCUGGACAGCGGCGAGCAAAGUGGGCCAAGGAGCAGCACUAGUGUCGCGGAGGACAAGAAGGAAAUCGACAAGAAAAACAGCAACACGGUGGCCAAGGGCGAGCAGCCUGCCCCGACCCCCGAGCCCCUCCAGGAGCUAGGGCCCCUUGAGAAACUGCAGGCGUGAGGGCCCAGCAGACCCGGAUUUCACCCAGAGUGUUUAUCGCCAUAACAAGCAGGAAAGGCGUUUGAACAGGGCGCACUGGUUGGGUCAAAAAACAUCGACGGACAGUCCCAUGUGCGGCAGCAACCGUCAGCAGGCAGGUCACAAGUGGCGAGAACUUCUGAGGCUGAGCACCGCCUACACCGGGACCAUCCGUACUGAGAAGCAUCGUAGGUAAGAAGAGCCGUAGUAUCAAGGCCACCGACGCGGGGACCCCCACCCGAGUCAAAGCUGCCAGUGGUAACGACAUCAGUACGAGAACCUCAGCAACGGGCGUCCGUAACAAGACCCACCCACGACGAAACCAUCUGGAGUGGACGCUGUCGUGGUGGGACCGCUUGCACUGACACCAGGCUCAGCCGUGGUGACCACCGUUGAUCUGCGGCGAGUGCCGGCUAUAUUAAGAACUGCCGAGACUUAAGACACUUCCGUGAGGAAGCCAUCCUGAAUGAGGAGCACCAUCCACAGCCAACACCCGCCAUGACAAGCUCAGGAGAAGCAGGUGCCAACCGUGGCUGGGACCGCCCCCACCGAGACCCAUCCGGAGUGCGCGACAGACGUGGGCAGCCGCGUGCGCAGGGAGCUCGGUCCCUGCCAAGCUCUGUGGCACGCGCUGUCCGCGGGAGCGCCGGCGGGAGGGCGCAGUGCGCGGGGAGCACCCCCGUGCCUGCCAGCACCCCCGGGAGCACAGCCCGCAGUGACCGUCCCCAGGGGAGGCCCGCCAGGGGAGGUCACGUGCCACCCGCCCACAGGGAGCCGCGCCUCGAGAGAACACUGGGGAGGGCUGUGACUCGGGAGCCCAUCCCCGAAGAGCACCACCCAGGGGAGCUUUGAACGCUUCCUUUUUGAGCACCGUCUCUGGGCAGCUUCCACCCAGAACCUUCCCAGGAGCAAAGGCUCCCUGACGCCCCCGCUCAUGUCUCCGUGUGGGUCAGAGGCGGCGGAGAGACAAGAAGGGCUGCCAGGAGCGUGCUUUGUUCAGAGGGUUGAGACAGUGCUUCCUGUGGCAGGACGAUGCCAUGGUAAGUGCUUAAUGGUGACAGAGCCCGCCCAGCCAGGAAGAGCCGCGACGGGGAAGCUCUGGGCCAUUCGGCCAACAUCCCUAGGUGGAUGGAAGGGCCGCAGUCUCUGCCCCUCCUUUCUCAGGACAUGAAGCCCCUCCCUGGCUGAUCCCACGGACUCGGGGCAGUGAGUGGGCCUGCAAAGGGGAAGGGCCAGAGACGGCCGUGAAGACAUCCACUAGGAACCAGAAGGAAAGCAGAGGGGGCACCGAAGACAAUAAAGGUGUCUGGAGAGGCCA